GGGGCUGCUUCCGGCUCGCACUUCCGGCCAGCUCCCUGAGAGACGCGCUUUGUGGAGUCCCCGGCCGGCAGUGCCCGUUAGGGUGUCCGGUGACCCGGACCGCGGUAGCGGCCCCGCGGGCGGGAUGUUCCGGAGUUUGAGCACUUGGUUCGGCUUGGAGCAGCCGGCGGCGGGUGGCCGGCAACCCGAGGGAGACGGGCCGCUGGAGGAAGACGCCUCACCUCAGAAGUGCUCCGAAGCGGUGACCGAGUCGGUGGAGAGGGAGCCGCAGCAAGCGGGGGACCAGGAGCUCCUUCACCAGGCGAAAGGCCUCGGCAACUAUCUAUUUAGCUUUGCAACUGCUGCUACAAAAAAGAUAACUGAAUCAGUUGCUGAAACAGCACAAACAAUAAAGAAAUCAGUAGAAGAAGGAAAGAUAGAAGACAUCAUUGAUAAGACCAUUAUAGGAGAUUUUCAGAAGGAACAGAAAAAAUUUGUUGAGGAACAGCAUACCAAAAAAUCAGAAGCAGCGGUGCCCCCGUGGGUUGAUAGUAAUGAUGAAGAAACAAUUCAACAACAGAUCUUGGCCUUAUCCGCUGACAAGAGGAAUUUCCUUCGUGACCCUCCAGCUGGAGUGCAGUUUAAUUUUGACUUUGAUCAGAUGUACCCUGUCGCCCUGGUCAUGCUCCGGGAGGACGAGCUGCUGAGCAGGAUGAGAUUUGCCCUCGUCCCUAAACUCGUGAGGGAAGAAGUGUUUUGGAGGAACUACUUCUACCGCGUCUCCCUGAUCAAGCAGUCGGCACAGCUCACCGCCCUGGCCGCCCAGCAGCAGGCCACCGGGAAGGAGGACAAGAGCCGCGGCCGAGGCGAAGACUUGCCAGUGACAGAGGCAGUACGGCCGACAACACCACCUGUUGUAAUCAAAUCUCAGCUUAAAACUCAAGAGGAUGAAGAGGAGAUUUCUACCAGCCCAGGGGUUUCUGAGUUUGUCAGUGAUGCCUUCGAUACCUAUGACUUAAAUCAGGAGGAUCUAAAGAAGGAAAUGGAGCAACUGGUUCUUGACAAAAAGGAGGAGACAGCCAUACUAGAAGAGGAGCCCGCAGACUGGGAGAAGGCGCUACAGCAGGAGCUGCAAGAAUACGAAGUGGUGACAGAAGCCGAGAAACGAGAUGAAAACUGGGACAAGGAAAUAGAGGAAAUGCUGCAGGACGAAAAUUAGCUCUUUCCUGAAAUAAAAGAAUAGUCUUUAACAUUCUGUAACUGACAUUAAAUUCAGAUGAUGACGCUCGCUGAAUCAGAAGGCACAAAAGAUUGACAUAACUUUAUGAAAUUCAAAAUUAUUCUUUUCUCAAGCUGAAACUUGCCUUUUCUGCUUUUAAAAAAAGUACAUAGGACAGUUAUUCUAAUAUUCAAAAAGGGAUGUUUUAUGUAAUAUUUCUUAAUAUAAAUCUAAUGAGAGAUGUUCACGUAGUGAGGAUGGAUAUCUUUGCCCCAGAAAGGCUUUUCCGUGAGGUCAAAAUUCUAAUUUAUUCUUCAAUUGUGGUUUUCUAAACAUUUGUACUUCUUGUUGCAUUGUCAUUGCUACAUGUACAUUACAGUACUUAACGGAUUGAUAACUAUCAAAAUGACCAAAUUGUACCAAAGAACUUAAGAAGAAGCACUUUCAAGACUAUUUUCUUGGUAGAUAUUUUCUAAAAUUCUAUCUAGAAGCCUAAGGAUAAGAUGAUUACGUUAAUUUUAAUGGUAUAAACAUCAUACAAUUUGACAUUGAGAAAUACUGUGCAAAAACAUUUGUUUUUCUCUGGGGCCUUUUCUUUCUUAUUGUGUUGUUUUUUUUGUUUGUUUGUUUAACUAUACCACGCUUAAUAUUGUUGCUUUCUUAAAUUUCACAUCAUGGUUUUUGUAGAAAGUGGGGCAUUUUGUCCUUUUUAAUGACCUUUUUUUAAUGACCUUCAAGAAGCCCAUUCACCUUACAGUCUCUUGUUUUUGUGAAAAUCAUCACCACAUAUGAAUGUUUCAGCCUUGUUUGUCUUAGUUAAACUGUCAGUCUUAAAGUGUCGGGACCACUUAGGGAGCUUCACUGCUCAAUCCCGUGGUCACAGAAUAUGGUUCUUUUAAAAAAACAAGGUGGCUUAAUGUCACAGCACUUCCGAAGCAUUUGCUUUUUGAAACUUUUCUAUUUUUCAAGGAAGCUUUAUUUCAUAAAAGUGAAGAGGAUUAUGACAAUCCUUUAUAGGAAAAAUGUACGUAUUUGUGUUGUUGACCCCGUAGAAAUUAGCCCACGGCCCUCCGGCAAAGGCACAGCCCGUGAGGGAACCGGGCGCGCGUCCAGGCUCCGCUCUCGCUGCCGGCGGGGCACAAGCACCUGCGGGCCUGUCUCGGCUCCGACCCCCUGCUUGUGGCAGUCAGCUCACGUGUCCUCCGGCUGCCCAGGGCUUUCCACUGUGGUGCCACCGCCGCUGAUUUCUGAGUUUGGGUUCAGAGAUUGUGAUUGGCAACCUCCAAAAUAAUCCUAUGGAAGGGAAAAUUCGGUUUAUUUUUUUCAAAUCGGGUUUUCUAGAGGGAAAGAAACACGUAAAAUGUCUUUAGCUGAAAAUUCUGGAUGUAAACAGAUCAGAAUAUGAGCACUUAGCUCUUGGUAUAUGAACUAAAAUUCAUAUUGUUGAAUAAAUAUAAAAAAGCAAAGCUUUCAGAGAAAGUAAAAAAAAAUUAAAAUGCCAAUAGACAUGUUACAGUUGUUCCUGUCAACUUUAUGUGGUACUCUUACUGCAUUUAAAAACAACCCAACUGGACUGCUCUAUGAAAAUAAAAGGAUAAAAUGAUUUUAUACACAGCAUACAGAUACAGUUAUGCUCUAUUUUUCUGAUUCAAAUUGGAGUAAAAUGUUAUGCUUUUAUAAAUGA
Messenger RNA from Suricata suricatta (meerkat), 2882 nucleotides. It is a transcript of the gene SYAP1, whose product is annotated as synapse associated protein 1. The transcript has 9 exons. Lineage: Eukaryota; Metazoa; Chordata; Mammalia; Carnivora; Herpestidae. Gene Ontology annotation, cellular component: synapse; cytoplasm. Bases 125 to 1198 code for a protein of 357 amino acids. The record is from RefSeq and is a predicted model, not a curated record.